GCCAACUCAGCAGCGCCGACGGUGGCGGGCGUGGGGAGGUCGAAGAGGAGUUGGGGGAGGAGCCGAGGGGUCGCCCCGUCCAGUGAGAGAACAAUAGCGACGGCGGCUCCCUCUUCAUUCUAUCGGCGGACGGACCACCGCUCAUUGCCCACCACCACCACCCCCCGCCGCCGUCAUCAUCUUGUGGUUGUCGCUGCUGCUGCCGCUGUGUCCAUCAGCAGCGCGCCAGUUGAGCGAAUCGCCGUCGUGAGGGAGCAGAGGGGGGCGAGGAGAGACGCUGCCGCUGCUGACAGCGACAGCGGGCUGGGGACGGGGUCAGCGCGGGCUGGACCCGGGCUUCGCCUUCCCCAUCACCACCACAACAAUCACCACAACCACCACCACAACCAUCAUAACCACCACCCCAACCACCACCACAACCAUCACCACAACCACUACAACUACCACCACCACCACCACCACAACCAUCACCACCACCACAACCAUCACCACCACAACCACCACAAGCAUCACCACCAUCACAACAACCAUCACCACCACAACCACCACAACCAUCACCACAACAACCAUCACAACAACCACAACCACCACCACAACCAUCACCACAACAACCACCACCACCACAUGGCCGCGAUGUUCCCCCCCUCCAGCUGCUGCUGCUGCCGCCGCCUCUACUCCUCGGCCCGCGCGGGCGGCACGGCGCUGUGAAGACGAGUCGUGGCCUCCUGCUCUGCGUGAUUCUUGCCGAGCUGGCGGUCGUGGUUUUAGUGGAAUCGUGCAGUGGUUAUCGUAGUAACAGCACUGGUAACAACAACAACAGCAGCAGCAGCAAGCAGAGCUGUCGUGGACGUCAAGGACAGAAACUUGAACGGGCAGCAGUAGCAGCAGCAGCAAGCAACAAGCAGUACAGUAGUGACAUCAACAACAGGAACUUCAACAGCAACAGCGGUGGCAGUGAGAUUUGUAGCAGCAGCAAUAACAGGAAUAGCAACAAGAACAGCGGUGAGAAAGGAUCAAUGUAGCAGCAGUGACAGCACUGGCAAGAGUAUAAACAUCAACGGUAGCAGCGGCAACUUCGCCAUCAAACGCAAAGCAACAACAGCAGCGAACAUCAAAAACGCCAUCGAUAUUAAUAACAAGAAGGGAGGCUUGGGCAAGAAGACAUCGUGACAUCUCAAAGCCGCCAACAAACAUCAUCAACCACCACUCAAAACGCGACAAUUCCAUCUGCCGUCCAACGUGUUGGAGCUUCCUUCCACCACCACCACCACCAUGGCAAUGUCCACCACCACCACCCCCAGCACCACCAUCAGCAACAACAUCAGCACCACCAUCAGCAGCAACAGCAGCAACGCUUCGGGCCCUCUCUCUAUCGGGAGGGCCACGAACGGUGGACCUGGGUUGACGAUGGCCCCGUGCAACCGGUACCCUUCCACCACCACCACCAUCAACAACAGCGUCAGUAGCAGCAGCAGUAACAGCAGCGCCCUGACCUGCGUGGCUGCUGGGUCUGGCAGGGAGGUCACCACGGGGGUCACCACGGGGGUCACCUUCCAGCUGCAGAUCGGGCUGGCCCGGGAGACGGUCACCGUGGAAUCUGCAGAGCCCCCGGGGUCGUCUGCCGUGCGGAAUCUCGCAUGCGCCGUCGUCGAUCAAAAGUUCCCAGAGUGCGGCUUCUUCGGGAUGUACGACAAGAUCCUUCUCUUCCGACACAACCUGCAGUCGGACAACAUCCUGCAGCUGCUCACGCCGAGCGACAGCGUACAGGAAGGCGACCUUAUCGAGGUGGUCUUAUCAGCCUCGGCGACACUUGAAGACAUCCAGAUCCGGCCGCACGCUCUCUUCGUGCACUCGUACAAGUCGCCCACGUUCUGCGACUACUGCGGCGAGAUGCUGUGGGGCCUCGUGCGGCAGGGCCUCAAGUGCGAAGGCUGUGGUCUCAACUACCACAAACGCUGCGCCUUCAAGAUCCCAAACAACUGCAGCGGCGUUCGCAAGCGACACCCAUCCAACAUCUCGCCGAGCCGAGAGGACAUCUGCCCGAAGGCUGCUCCGGAAUCUCCGUCGCCGCUGUGGGGGGGCAAGCGGCCCCCGUCGUGGAGUGGCCGCCCCGUGUGGGUGGACCGGGUGGUGGCCACCAAGGUGAAGGUGCCGCACACGUUCGAGGUGCACUCCUACACGCGCCCCACCGUCUGCCAGUCCUGCAAGCGGCUGCUCAAGGGCCUCUUUCGGCAGGGCGUACAAUGCAAAGAUUGCAAAUUCAACUGUCACAAGCGGUGUGUUGACAAAGUGCGCAACGACUGCCUUGGAGAUGGGGAAGGGAACGGAGAGCCGUCGAGUCCGGAUGUGGUGAUGGAGGAGAGCGGCGACGACGACGGUAGUACAGGCGACGCCUCGGGCUCCUACCCCGAGGAGGACAUGGACGACUCCUCGCUCUCGUCCGUGCCUGCUGCGCGCUUCCUGAUCUCGGACGCCCACAUGGCCGACAUGGACGCAGACGGCGACGAAGACCUCAUGAAACCCAUUGCGCUGACCAUCAGCAACAACAUCCCGCUGAUGCGCGUCUCUCAGAAAUUCAAGCAAACGUCGUGGAAGAAUAGCGCGGUGCUCCAGGAAGGAUUGAUGGUUCACUUCACCGACAAGGACAACAUGAGGAAGAGGCACUUCUGGCGGCUGGACUGCAAGUGCAUCACGCUCUUCCAGUCAGAAUCUGGCAGCAAGUACUACAAGAAAAUCCCACUCUCCGAGGUGCUGCAGAUCGAAGUGGCCCAGAGCUACGCGCUGCCCGGAGCGCACAACACGCCGCACUGCUUCGAGCUGCACACGGAGAGCACCGUCUACUACGUCGGCGAGAAGGACGCGCUCCCGGCCCCCGCUGCCAACGCCGCAGCCAAUGCCGCUGCCAACGCCGCAGCCAACGCCGCAGCCGCCAAUGCCGCGCAGCAGGGACCGGAGCAAGGGCAGAGCCGGGUGCAGUGGCAGGGGCUUGGCCAGAGCUCCGGGCAGCCGCAGGCGGGGACGGGAGUCGGAGCGGAGGUGGCGCUCGCGUGGGAGAUGGCGAUCCGCCAGGCCCUCAUGCCCGUGACGUCGCAGGCCGGGGUGGCCGGCGCCGCUGGGCACAACCAGCGCAGCGAGAAGAAGAAGGAAGUUUGCGUCAGCUUCUCCAUGUCAAACUGUCAGAUACAGGAGAACGUGGACAUUGGCAGCAUCUAUCAGAUUUUCCCAGACGAGGUGCUGGGAUCGGGCCAAUUUGGCAUCGUGUACGGGGGUAAACACCGCAAGACGGGCCGCGACGUCGCAAUCAAGAUCAUCGACAAGCUUCGCUUCCCGACGAAGGAGGAGAGCCAGUUGAGGAACGAGGUGGCCAUCCUGCAGAGGCUGCACCACCCGGGCGUGGUGUACCUGCAGAGCAUGUUUGAGACGCUGGAGCGCGUCUUCGUGGUCAUGGAGAAGCUGCACGGGGACAUGCUCGAGAUGAUCCUGUCGAGCGAGCACGGACGUCUGCCCGAGCGCAACACCAAGUUCCUCGUGUCGCAGAUCCUCAUUGCGCUGAAGCACCUGCACUCCAAGCACAUCGUCCACUGCGACCUGAAGCCGGAGAACGUGCUGCUGGCUUCCCCUGAACCCUUCCCGCAGGUGAAGCUCUGCGACUUCGGCUUCGCGCGCAUCAUCGGCGAGAAGUCGUUCCGCCGCUCCGUGGUGGGCACGCCGGCCUACCUGGCUCCCGAGGUGCUGCGCAGCAAGCAGGGCUACAACCGCUCGCUCGACAUGUGGUCGGUGGGCGUCAUCGUCUACGUGAGCCUCAGCGGCACCUUCCCCUUCAACGAGGACGAGGACAUCAACGAGCAGAUCCAGAACGCCGCCUUCAUGUACCCGGCCAACCCCUGGCGAGAGACGUCCGUUGACGCCAUCGACCUCAUCAACAACCUGCUGCAGGUGAAGAUGCGCAAGCGCUACAGCGUGGACAAGUCACUCAGCCAUCCUUGGCUUCAGGAUUUCCAAACGUGGCUGGACCUGCGCGAGCUCGAGACAAAGUACGGCGAGCGCUACCUGACGCACGGGAGUGACGACGCGCGCUGGGAGCAGUACGCGCGCGAGCGCCAGCUCGCCUAUCCGCAGCACCUCAUCCCGGGGCCCAGCCAGGCCGACUCCGACCUCGACGACCCCGACCUCGCGGGCCUCAGCAGCAGGGUCACCGUGCUGUGAGGCGCCCUUCUCAAUGUCGCCCUGCCGAUUGUCUGACACGGGCACGGAUGGGCGGGCAAGCUGUGAUCGCCCGACGGAUGGGACGAUAGACACGGACGGACAGGAGACCGAUCAAUCGCCAGGUAGCGGAUCGGGAGAGGUCUUUUGCGGGUCGCGGACGACCGGUAAGGGCCUGGCUGCCUGCCGUCGAAAGGCAAGGAACCUUCGGCAGAAAACGAAGGAUGGCUGAAGACCUCGUGUGUGUGCAGUCCAGCGCUUCGGAGGGGGAGUGGGAGUUGGUUGGUAUUGUGUCCUGCAGAAUUGUCGUGGACAGUAGACUUGUGGGACUUCCGUUCCCGCUGGGCUGGGUAGGUGGUCAAGAAGAUAACAAUACCCAUCUGUGUGGACCUUGGAGUGCCAUCCCUUUGUCGAAUGCAAUGGUGGUUUUUCUUCUCCGGGUACUCCAUUUUUCCUAUCCCGCAAUACUAAAACACUCCUUAAAAACCAAAAAAAGGAAUGAGCCAUACAUCCUCUAUGCUAGUGCCUCCAGAUAAUGCAGAGGCUGGACACUCGGUGACGCUUCCGUGGAUGAGCAAGUGACAAUGCGAAAUGAAAAUUGGGAGUGAGAACGCUCCUCUGCUGCAAGAGGGGGGGGGGGGGGCCGAAGUCACGGUGCGUGCGCACAGUCAGUCCGCGGAGCACACGCGCACUUAAUCUGUGCCAUUAGGGUAGCAGAUCCAUGCGGGUCGGAAGCGGAGUCUGCAAUGUUCUCGUCUUGUCGUUCAAAUGUCUCUUUGCUGUGGUUGCGUUGGCGGAGUUUUGCAGCACCGUCUUUUUAAAAGUGCCCCCUGCGUGAUUUGGGCCAACGGCAGAUGGGUUUUUUGGGUGCGAUGGAAAGAUGAGAGGAGUCCGUGUGACCCCGUUUUAGUAAGUCGUUCUUUCAUUCGGACUACCCGUUGCAUCCGACCGAUGUGCAGGGGAGAGACCCCAAAAUCGUUCGGGAAAGCCACAGCAACUAAAGAGUGAGAAGGGACCAAAGCUUGAACGGCAGCGUUCGGCGGACACCCAGCGAGUGUGCAGAGAAAGCGGUGCCAAAUAAUAAAACAAAACUCUGCUACUGUGAAGUCACGAUACACUCUGGACCAGGGGUCCCCCCGCAAGCCCUGCGGGCUCCGGUAAGCCGUAUUGCGGCUCUCUUUUAAGGGACCUGCUUCGUUGCUGUGACCCCUGCACUCAGCCAAGUACUUGGUGAGGCUGGCGACGACUCUUGUGGCUGGGCAUAGCACCGGGCUUGGCACAAUGAUCGGGCAGAGCGAGCUUCUGCCAUCGUCCGUCUUUGCCGUUGAGAGUCGUGACGGAGCAGUGAAGGGCUCUGUGAAGCACGCGUAUUCUCACGCUAUUUGUCGAUGCAAUGUAUCUGUUACAGGUUUCACGGCAUGUUCUUAAAGAUAUAUUUUCCAAUUUGUAAAAAAAGAAAUACUCAACAUCUUCUGAUAUGUAGUUCUUAACUCAUGCACUUGAACUUUUCCCCGAUUUCUUUGUUGUUUAACUGUAAAAGUUUAGCUGUGCGGCGGCGUGUGUAGUGGGAGACUGCGGCUGUUCUGAUGCGAAAGCAAUUAACUGUAAAUGAAUUAAUUUAAGAUGCACUCUUUAUUUCCACUUAAACUAACGGCUUAAUGAGCACAAACCUUUGAUCUUAACACAAUGCGCGCAUAUAUAAAAUACUCCUUAAUUACUUUCUUUACUUUAAACUAUUUGAUAGCUUAACAAACUCUGCAUUUGGCUACUGUUUUGCCAAGCUGCGUCUUGUACAAAAUAAAAAGGGACUUUGGGACAAGUGGCAACACGUGCAUUUUAAUUUUUAAAAAAAUACUUUUUACAUUCCACCGUGCGAUGCGGCCUUUUUAGUAACGUGAAGCCGGUGUGAAACAGCGCCGGUUAAACACCUGCCCCCCCCCCCCCGUGAGCGAUGUGGUUUCUCUGUGAAUGUUUUGUGCCGGUAACUAAUUGCUUGCUAUCGAUCCCCGUGUUAAGUUUGUUACCAAAAUUGACGGUGACUACGGUGACUCCGAUGAUGACGACAGUGUUCGUCAUCGACGGGCGAUCGUGACGAUGGCGGUGGCUACGACGCCCCCUCGCCUAAGCGCGGACGGACGGUGAUGACAUUGGCAAAGUCUCGACGAGGACUCGGGCCGAGAUACUUUAGUGACGAUCUCAAGAGCCUGCAGUGCGUUGACAAAACCUGGCACAGUGGUACCUCGGAGAUCGAACUUAAUUCGUUCGAACACCGAUUUGUUCGAACACCGAAUCAAUUUUCCCCAUAAGAAUGAAUGGAAAUAGCUUUAAUUGGUUCCCCACCCAAGGAUGCUCCUAUUAUGGGCCAUUUUUACACAAAGUUUACAAUGUUAAAAUACAGUACAGUACAUAAAAGCAUACAAAAAACAAGAAACACAGUUAUAAUUAAUAGAAUAAAUGAACAUUGAACUUCACUUUACCUGUAGUAAGGAGAGUGGAUGGCUUGAGUGGAAGGUGUUGAGGAGGGGAGGAGGAGGAGGUGUCAGUGUUGCUUGGAAGGGGAGUCCCCCUCCAUAAAAACGAAACCUUCCUUUUUGGCUUAUCACUGCUACUAACCUUUUCAGGAGCCAUUGUGUAUGGAUAAACACAAAAAAAACACUAAAAUAAAUGAAAUUAACGAAAAAGUUAACGGAACGAUGUUUUGCGGGUCUGCACUGAGCGAGAGCUACGCGUAAACUGGGUCAUUCGCCUUUGUCUCGGUCGACCCUGGCUACGCGUCUCGGCCCAAACUGGUUCUUUCCAGUUGUUCAACCUCCGAAUAAUUUUUGUUCGAUGUCCGGGGCAAAAAAUGGUCGAAAAUUUAGUUCGAUCACCGAAUUGUUCGAGUUCGGUGGCGUUCGAUCUCCGAGGUUCUACUGUAAUUGGCUAUAAAUAGAAAAAGAUGUUAUCAAGUUCAUUCUCCAGUGUGUGACCUGUGGUCAUCCAGGACGGACCGUUUAACGACGCAACGCCCAGAUCCACGAACAGGAAGGAGACAUUGCAGCGAUACACUACUCCGCUGCUCCUGAUGCGGUUAUCUGGCUUCACCGCCCGAAUGUGAAAUUCUCGUCGUUGCUCUGCAUCUACAUCAGCUGUAUGAAAGAGGAAGAAGAGACUGCAAAUGCAUUGAGCAAAGCUGGUAAUCGGUUAUAUAUAUUUAUAAUAAAAGAUGUAUCAUGUUCGCCGAUUGGCUGAUCGGAUAAUUUUGAGGAGGGUGGGUGGGGGGGGUGAAAAUUGCACGCCCCUCACAGCAACGUUUAAUAACUAAGACCGUGUGGCUGCUUGGCUUGCUCUAGUGGACCAGAUGAAGAGAAUGACUCGGAUGAAAUCCGCAAACUUUUAAAUUUCCACCUAAAAUUCCACAGGGCUUCACCGACUCGUCCAUCGCUAAAACACAAAUUGUCGACCCAAGUUGGCGAUGGAUCGAUCCUCACCUCCGAAAAUUCGCGACGGUUCACCAAAGAAGCCAAAUUUGUUGAGGGGGGUUGGGGGGGGGAUGUGCUGCUUGCAAAAAAACCCAGCACCGCACCCGGCGUGAGAUCGUUAUUGAUCUAUAGCUAUGAACCAAAAAAAAAGUUUUCCUUAAUAUGGAAAACGGAGGGAUAUUUUUUUGUUUUGCUUUACAUUUUCAAAAGAUAUGCUUAGUAUUACAACAACAAGAAACAUAAUUUUGAACCAGUUUUAUAGAGACGUGCCAAAUACUUGUUUCGGUUCAAUGUGCGAACAAAAGUUGGUCGGCCUUAGCCAUAACUAAAUGACCUUUUAAGAAAACAUGGGGUGCGGGUGGUUAACGCGUUCCUCGUGGUCGCUGUUCGGUAAAAAUGCGAACAAUGCUCUCGGAAUCCACUUGGGGGCAAUGAAGCUUCACGGAUUUGCUGCUCUCUCCCUGGCGGCGCGUUUGUCGGGCUGCACAGCGCGUGCUGUUCGGCAUGAAGUGCCACGUGCUGGAAGCGGAACGUCGUACACCGUGCCGAACAGCAUUGCUGUAUAACCCACAAACAGAUUCGGAGGGCUAUUCAACAAAGAUAAAAGAUCUCCCCCCCCCCCCCCCCCCCGUAUAGGCUUAAUCGACUGUUGGGGCGGAAAGUGCUGUUGGCGAGGACUUGUGAAGGCCGGCACGAGAGGGUGGGAAGCCAAAACCACGCCCGACCGCCUUUGUCUCCCUAGUGGCGAUGUUUUACACACCGCACCAGGUACUCAUUUGAGGCUGAGUCGACCUUACGGGGGCCCAGGACCGGUUCAAAUAAUCAGGUGUUGGGCUUGAGCGGGAAUCGAACUCGGGACGCCGUGUUCGUAAGCGCUAAGCCGCCUUACAACGCAACCACUUAACCGCAAUGGUAUUUGUGGAUUGCGUCUUAACAUUUUUUUACUUUUACAAACGUUGUAGGGACCAAAAGUGUCCAAAGCACCGCGUAUUCACUGCCCGGCAUGGCCGGCUCUUGUUGUUAAUUUGUCGCGCGGCGCUGUGGAGGCGAGGCUUUUGGUUUCGCGGCAUAGAGAUUUGUGAAACUGUCAAACUUGCCAAACGUGAGAUGGACAGGAGAUGGAAGUACAGCAAGUGGGAUUUGUGACACCCUCUCUGCGUACUCGUUUAGGCUUUUUUUUAAAAAAGAUAAGUGAAUGAUAAAUCGUGUCGUGCACAUUGCACGCGUCUGAUGAUUGGUAAACAUGAAUGGCCGCGUUAUGGUUGGUCGGCUGGACUGGAAUUUGAGAAGCCAUGAGAUAAUGGAAUUGUUUACGCUCUUAAUCAAACCACAACUAUGACAUUAUAAAGCCUGACAUUUUUCGGUGAAAUGAGAAGCAAUAUUAAAAAUGUUUGUUUGUUACACACCCCGACUUUACACGCAAACAUCGUCUGGUUAAGCCAGGAGAUUUAAAAAAAAGAUUAUUUAUAUUUGUUUAAACACCACAAAUACAUAGAGACCGUGGGUAGACAUCGUCUCUGUGAUCGGCGAAUCCGAGCAGAAUCAUCGCGUGAUCCCCAGCCGUGGAACUAGACGGGGGAAAGGAGGGGGGGGGGGGGUAGGAGAAUGUUAGUGGUUGGGGGGGAAGUGUGGAAAAGAGUUGUGGGCAGUAACAUUUCUGAUGGUGGGGCAGGAUUAACUGGGGGGAAUUAUUCGCGCGCGGCGUGAUAAGCAGCUCGUUGUGAUGUCCCUCUCGUGCCGCGUGUUGAGGAAGCCGUCACCCCACGCCAAGAGCAAUGCUGCCUGGAGGGAUGGAGCUCGCGUGGUGCUCGAUUACUACCCGUCGACCCACCGCCGAGUUUUUUUUGUUGCCAAAUGUCAAGUCGGCUGCUUAAAGGCACCUACGCUUACCUGGGAGCUGUGUUGACACACGUGUACAUCUAUUUAUGCAAUACUGCUGUUGUGGGAAUACAUGGCAGGAUGAUGAUCCGUGGUUAUUUUUUGUUGUUUAAAGAAAAUUAGAAUUGUACCUAUAAGCUCUUUUAAUACCUGUGCAAUCUACAUGUAUAAACCAUUGCCAAAAACGACCGUCCAUUUUUUUGUUUGUUUGUGCCACCUGCAUCUUAUUUAGAGUUGUGUUAGUGUAAAAAUGUGAGAGUAGUCUUCUUGUCGAUUAUUGUAAUAAAGUGUAUGGAAUGUGAAUCGUG
Messenger RNA from Lethenteron reissneri (Far Eastern brook lamprey), 9850 nucleotides. RefSeq names its product serine/threonine-protein kinase D3-like. The record is from RefSeq and is a predicted model, not a curated record. Gene Ontology annotation, molecular function: protein serine/threonine kinase activity; ATP binding. Gene Ontology annotation, biological process: intracellular signal transduction; phospholipase C-activating G protein-coupled receptor signaling pathway; protein phosphorylation. NCBI's taxonomy places the organism in Eukaryota, Metazoa, Chordata, Hyperoartia, Petromyzontiformes, Petromyzontidae. Gene Ontology annotation, cellular component: cytosol.